AUGCAUUGGGAAUGGAAGAGUUGUCCAACGGCUUGGAAAACGCAGUACGCCGGUAGAAAUAAGAAAACAACGCUAAUACUGGAAGUUGUUGCGGAUCAGGAUUUAUGGAUCUGGCAUUCCUUCUUUGGUAUUCCCGGAUCUUGUAAUGAUCUUAAUGUGCUGUACCAUUCACCAGUGUUCGAUGAGGUUCUGCAUGGUCGAGCUCCUCCGGCUGCUGCUCGGAAGGACGUUGAAAGAGCUUUCGGUGUUUUGCAAGCUCGAUUUGCUAUAAUACGAAAACAGUCACUGGCAUACGAUGAGGAUAUAUUGCGGGACAUAAUGAAAGCAUGUAUCAUUAUGCACAACAUGAUUGUUGAAGAUAAGCGCCACAACUACACUCGAGCUGAAGUUCUGAGAAGCUUCUACGAAGAAGAUCAACAAGAUUUAACAACAGCAUCAAUGUCUACAACGCCACCGUUUGAAUUCAACGUAGGCCGACCUACCAACUUUGACUUUAACUCAUUUCUACAACGAAAAGCUCCCCUCCGUGAUAGAGAAACUCAUCUAUCUCUGAAAAGUGAUUUAGUCGAACAAAUUUGGUUACAAUACGGGCCAACUAAUUAG
Chenopodium quinoa (quinoa) is the source of this 603-nucleotide messenger RNA. RefSeq lists its product as uncharacterized. The coding region runs from base 1 to 603 and encodes 200 amino acids. The record is from RefSeq and is a predicted model, not a curated record. The transcript is spliced from 2 exons. NCBI's taxonomy places the organism in Eukaryota, Viridiplantae, Streptophyta, Magnoliopsida, Caryophyllales, Amaranthaceae.